GCAUAUUGGAAGGUCCCGGUCUUUGAUAUGAGGCGACAAUAUUGGUCUUUCUCCAUUACUAACAUGCAUGUGACAAUUGGGAUAACGUAUGGCAAACAGGAAAUGCAUGUAUAUUAACACAGGAAUCAAUCUUUAUAUGCAAUUCUGAGAUAUGAGGUCAAAGUCAACAAAGGCAGGCGAACUUUUUGUCUACUAUAGUAUUUAGAUAAGAUUAAACAGUUCACCAUGAUUGACUUGCUUGGAGGUGGAGAGUCCAGCUUUGGUCAGCUGAAUGCCUUGACCAUCACAGCAACCCUUGGAGUGGUCACUGCUACUCUGGCUCUGUGGACCAUCAUGAGGCCAAAGGGGUUCCCACCUGGUCCCAGGGGUCUACCUUUCAUCGGCAGCAUCUACAGUAUGACCGAUUCUCCCGAGGUGGUCUUUAAGAAAUGGUCUAAGCAGUACGGUGAUAUCUUCGGGCUUAAGGUCGGGGAAAGAUGGAUGGUCGUUCUUAACCGACAAGCUUUGAUCAAAGAAGCCGUACUCAAACAGGGAGUAGACUUUGCAGAUCGUCCUGAUUUCCAUUCGUUUCACAUUUUCACGGAUGGAUACAAGGACAUCGCAUUCAGUCCAUACAGUGAGACCUGGAAACUUCAUCGCAAGUUGGCUCAUACUGCUCUCAGGCACUUUGCAACCGGCAAACCUCUACAAAAUCUGAUCUCCAGCGUCUAUCCAAAGGUUGAGAUGAGUCUUGCCAAGACUGAAGGAAAGCCAGUGGAUCCAAAAGUCCUGCUAACUCUUCUCAUGUUCAAUGUACUUGCACAGAUGUGUUUUGGAAAGAGUUAUGAUUUGGACGAUCCUAGCAUCGCUGGUUGGAUGAAAUUGAAUGAUGAGCUCAACGAACAGUUUGGACUGGGUCUAGCAGCGGAUUUCUUUACUUGGGCCAAAUACGUUCCCACGAGUGGGCCACGGACCAUGAAGUAUCUCACCGAAAGGUUCUUCUCCUACACUCGUUCACAGAUUGCCGAAUCAACGGAAAAUUAUGAUCCAGAGAACAUCAAUGAUUUCUACAGUCUGCUUCUCAAGGCCCAGGAUGAUGCAAGGAAAGAAGGGGAGAAUGUAGAUAAAAUGACAGAUACCCAUAUCUUCCAGACAAUUUCAGAUAUCUUUGGAGCUGGAACUCAGACCACUAUUGAGACUCUGUACUGGGCCAUGGCGUUGCUUGCGACCUACCAAGAAAUCCAGGCAAAGGUUCAGACCGAGAUCGAUGAUGUCAUCGGACGUGAUCGUCUACCUACCAUCAACGACCGCGGUAAACUUCCCUUCACGGAGGCAACCCUCUACGAAGUAAUGCGGUACAGCAGUAUCACCCCCGUUGCGCUGCCUCACGCUACUACUCGAGAUACUAAAUUGGGAGGCUAUUCCAUCCCCAAGGGUGCGGUUGUGAUGAUCAAUACCUACUCCAUGCACUUUGACCCUCAAGAAUGGGACCAACCAGACAAGUUCCUCCCAGAACACUUCUUGGAUACAAGGGGCACAGUUCGAGAUCACCCUCCAAGCUUUCUACCCUUUGGAGCAGGACGUCGUGGUUGUCUCGGUGAAGCCGUGGCCAAGGCUGAUCUCUUCCUGAUUUUCACAUGGUUCAUGCAGAACUAUACCUUCAGCAGGGUUCCUGGAAAGGAGUCCGAAGACAUCUUGAAGAUGAUUCCUCAGACAGCUUCUGGGAGACUUCUGCGGCCUUAUGAGAUCAUGAUCAACAAGCGUGACUAAUAUAAGUUCUUUAACUUGCUCUAAGUCUGAUGGAGAACAAUGAAUAUUUUAUUGUAGAUGAAUACUUGGGUACCUGAAUAUCAUGGUAGUUCUUAGUCCUACUGGUAGUUUGUCUGAAUACUGCACUGUAAAAACUAUGGUGUUAAAACUGACACCAAUUGGUGUUAAUAGAGGACCACACCCUGAGGUGUUAAGAUAACACCCUAGAGAUUGAACAUAACACCAAAGAGUGUAAAUGUAACAACCAUUUGUGUUGUAAUAACACCUAUAGGUGUAAAACUAGCACCACCAAUUUAACACCGGUGUAAAAUAACUGGUGUGGUCCUCUAUGUACACCGGUUGACACCACAGUUUUUGCUGUGUGUAUACUACGUUAUUAUCAAAAUUCAUCUGUAUUUAAAAUUCAGAUAUGUACGGUGCAACACAUUGUAGCAGCCCUUCAAGAAGACUGUAACAUACUUUGUAACAUAGUAUGUAUGAUUUCAUCAUAAACGUUCUGUCUGGAUUAAGACUGGUUAAGUUUGGAUUGAUGUUAUUUAACAGAUUGAAAUAUCAUAAUCCAUACAUGUAGUGAUUGAGAGGAAUCAUUAUAUUGGGAAAAUCGACUCUCUGUCAUUUCAGAUAGGAUAGCAUUAUAAUAAGUUCACGCCGCUUCCUUCUAGAAUCCACUCAAUAACAAAGGAGUCCCAUGUUAUUCGCGAUACGUAAAUGAAAAUAAAUUCACGUAAAACCCAAUUAUUCAGCCCCCCCCCCC
This is a messenger RNA of Lytechinus pictus (painted urchin), 2503 nucleotides long. RefSeq names its product cytochrome P450 1A5-like. Gene Ontology annotation, molecular function: heme binding; iron ion binding; steroid 17-alpha-monooxygenase activity. Lineage: Eukaryota; Metazoa; Echinodermata; Echinoidea; Temnopleuroida; Toxopneustidae. Gene Ontology annotation, biological process: progesterone metabolic process; hormone biosynthetic process. The record is from RefSeq and is a predicted model, not a curated record. Bases 226 to 1749 code for a protein of 507 amino acids. The transcript is spliced from 10 exons.